Messenger RNA from Arvicanthis niloticus (Nile rat), 1147 nucleotides. It is a transcript of the gene Tal2, whose product is annotated as TAL bHLH transcription factor 2. Gene Ontology annotation, molecular function: RNA polymerase II cis-regulatory region sequence-specific DNA binding; DNA-binding transcription factor activity, RNA polymerase II-specific; protein dimerization activity. Gene Ontology annotation, biological process: regulation of transcription by RNA polymerase II. The record is from RefSeq and is a predicted model, not a curated record. Lineage: Eukaryota; Metazoa; Chordata; Mammalia; Rodentia; Muridae.
GCACACAGACUGGUGCUGCGACAGCUACUGUGACUGCGCCGGCUCCCAGCUCCUGGCAAGAAGGAACCUGGACAUGACCAGAAAGAUCUUCACAAAUACCAGGGAGCGGUGGAGGCAGCAGAGUGUCAACAGUGCCUUUGCCAAGCUGAGGAAACUCAUCCCCACUCACCCUCCAGAUAAGAAGUUGAGCAAAAAUGAGACACUUCGCUUGGCAAUGAGGUACAUCAACUUCUUGGUCAAGGUCUUGGGUGAGCAAAGCCUGCAGCAAACAGGAGUCACUGCUCAGGGAAACAUUCUGGGGCUUUUCCCCCAAAACCCCCACCUGCCAGAUGUGGAUGGCAGAAUUCUACUGAAUGACUACCAAGUUUCUUCCCCUGGCCCAAGCCAUGGGGCUCCCUAGGGUGGCAGUGACAGACAGCCCCCAGGGCAGCACUAGUUAAAGAGUCCUGCGGUUUCAUGCUGUAGAGAGGUAUGACACAGGAAGUGACUGGGACAGCACCUGAGAGCUGAAAGGAGACUUGAGCGAUAUUGCGCUGGCCCCAUCACCUCAGAACGUCAGGCAGGCAAAAAAAUAGCAAAACAAAAUAGCCAUAAGUUUAACACUGCUGUCUCGCUCAUGACGUCACUAAUGAGGACUUCCUUAUCCUGGAUCUCUGAUGAAAGAACAAUGCUUGUUGCCUUCUGAAUAUAUUCAAAAGUUUACUUUGAAGAAGGAGACAUGUUUGAUUGAGGGCAAAUACAGUAAGUGUUAAGACUGAUGAAUGAAGAAACAGCCACUAUGGAAACCAACCUGGGAGAGCGCUGGGGCCCUCUCUGGAGGGAUGUCCCUCUGGAGCAGAGCACUGAGGAUUAUGAGUGUGGAAAGGCUUCUUUAGCCUCUGUGGAAUCAUGAUAUUCAACUUCAGUUGAGCUUUUGAUACAUAUACUAUCUGAAACCAAAUAGCGGAUUUCAUUCACGGAAGGAAAAACCUUGAUAACUUAUGAACUGGACUUCAGAGCUUUCUUAUAAGAGUUAGCUAAAAUGAGUGAGUAAAGCCUUAGUUUAACACAUUUGGUAUUGACACUUUUAAUUCAGCCCAGAUUCGUGCUGACUUAAGACCUGUAAAAUUAAAUAAUUAUGAAAAUCCAAAUAUUGCCAUUUUAUGAG